Molecule: messenger RNA, 1773 nt
Organism: Arthroderma uncinatum
Lineage: Eukaryota; Fungi; Ascomycota; Eurotiomycetes; Onygenales; Arthrodermataceae
Exons: 5
Coding region: 1-1773 (590 amino acids)
Source: RefSeq, a predicted model, not a curated record
AUGACGGAUUCCGAUUCCUCGUCGUCUUUGUCCUCUGUCGUUUCGACGGCUGACGAGUCCAUCGCCGAAUCCAUCAACCGCAGCGCUGGAAUCACUAAAUAUUUCAAAAAGGCAGAGAAGCCUGAACCACCACCACCGUCUCCUAAACGGCCUCCGUCGCCUCCUCACGAAUAUGUCCUAGCUGAUAAUCCUAAUAUCGCAUUCCUUGUGAUGUUCCGGUCGAGAUUCAGCGAUGUCUUCCCCAAAUCGCUUCCGCAUUAUGGCCCGCAUGAUAUAGAAAAGGGCGUUGUUGAACCCGCGCCGGGUGACCACAUCGAGCGGCUGCUUUGUGCACUACUUGGCCUUGUACUCAACAGGAAAAAGGAUGUCGAGAGAGGCCAUUACCAACGCGCCCUCGAGGAGGCUAUACAGACACACCAGUCGCAGUGGCCGAAGGCAUGGCAAGGGAAAAGCCCUCUUUCAGGUGGAGGAGGCUUUGCGACUAUGACUCCUGAGGAAAGGAUCCAAUUGCUUACGACCCUGACCCUAUGGGCCCUCUCCUCCUCCGAAUCUGUUCAGGCGAAGCUUAAAGACUCCUACAAGCAAUCCAGACACGACGGCGAUCGCAAUCAGCCGUUGUCCGUUCAGCCUUGGGGCACCGAUACUCUGAAGAGGCGAUACUGGCUCAUCGAAGGCCAAGACGACACACACUUCAGACUCUACAGAGAAAGCAACCCUGCACUGAAAACGAACACCUGGUGGAGCGUCGCCGGCACAAUUCCAGAACUACGAACUGUCGCUGAAUCUUUGGCUACCGAGAAAUCCCGUGCGUCUAAGGAGCUGAGCCAGAAGAUAUUAAAUAGUAUCCCUCGUUUUGAGAACUCAGAGGAGAAACGAAAACGACGGGACUACCGGCUUGCUCGGAAAGCUGCAUUUGCCCGCCCCGAACCCGGCUUCUCUCUCUAUGAAGGCCGAACCCGCGGGAAGCGGAUCAAGUACACCUUCUCUGACGACGACGAUUUCUCGUCAGAGGCCUUUCCCUCCAGGAAAUCUACACGCAACCAGUCUCGCGCUUCAUCCCCUCCAGAUAAUGCCGGACCUACUUUUACUGCAUCCGGUCGCCAGGUGAGGUCCAGAGUUGGUGGAAUGUAUGGUCAGACCGUUCUUGGGAAGCGACCCCUCGACGCGACCGACGACGAACCAUCAAGCAACCCUGCUGGCGGGGAGGAUGGAGGGAUGGAGAACGGCAGAUCCCGCAGAAGCAGGCGGGAUAAUCGCAGUAAUGGGUGGGAAGGAUCUACUCCUAGCGACGCCUUUGACUCCGCAGGUGAUUCAGAAGGGGAAGACGAACAUGAAGCAGCAUCAAGUGAAAACGAGUGGGACGAGGAUGCGGACCUCGCAGCAGACGAUGAGGAUGAAGACGAGGCCGCACUAAGUGAUGCAGACUCAUUUACAGCGGAUUUAGACCUGGACAGGAACAAAACCUUGGUCGUGAAACUACGCUACGGAAACGGAAACGGAGUCGCAGCGAAAUCACCUCAGGCUGGCUCCGACCAAGUCAAGCCGAUGAUACAAGAGGCAACUAACAAUAUCAAUACACCUGCAGCCAUGUCGACAGAAGUUCCAGCGAACAACCAAAGCCUAAAAGCAGCUGGCGAGCUUCCAAAAGCACCUUACGCUGUCGAGAUUCCAAAGUCGGGAUUUUCAGGCAAUGACCCUGCCUUGAAGCAGGCUUAUACCUCUACCGCCGAAAAGCAGGAAUUUCAACUACCAUCUCAUAACGGAGUCGCCUAA